UAUAAUCGAUGUUUAGGCUCUUUUGAUCAAUCGAGAGACUCCUGCAACCUCGUGGAGUAGUUUUUGAACGGAAAUCUUGUUGACCACACUCUCUUGACGGUGUAUGGAUAAGCUGCAAACGUCGAUCGACGUCAACGACCCGAAUUUCAGACACUCGGAGCACCAUUUGGACGAGUAUAUUCAAACGGUGAAAAUACAAUACGAAAAACUCGAAAAUGAGUAUCACCGAUUGUUGAAACUGCGGAAUGAAUUGGGUCAAAGACUAAAAGAGCAGAAGCAGAUUGGGAAAAACAAGCAGAGCGAUGCUAUGUUGAAGAUGGAGUGUUUAUGAAAACAAGAAGAAAAAAGGAUUACGUUGUGAUUAUUUCAUUAAAUUUUCAGACAAAGGCAUGUGAAAAAUUUCAAAGGAUCAUCACAGAAACCAACAGCAGAACUAAUAAACCCAAGAUGUAAGAACCAGAAUGAUAGAAGGAUUGCAGACUCUCAACAAGCCUCUGCAGAUAUUGCAGGGCAGGGGGACAUUUGCUCUGUUCAUUUGUAGGCCGACAUCCUUACUCAUUGGAGAGGAAAAGCCUAGGCUUGAAGAAUACACGUGGUAGACCUUAACAAAGGCUUAGGGUGACUGCAAAUGGUUUAGGUGUUGACACCGCUCAUUACUGUAAGAAAAUAAAGGUGAAAGAAGCUUUAAAGAAAUUGUAAUUUCUAAUUCAAUCGCACCAAAAUGGCAAAGAAUAAGAAGAAAGAAAAGAAAAUUGAAAAAGAAAAGAAAAUUGAAAAAAAGACGAGUAAAAAAGUUAAAAAUCCCAAUGUAAAUAAGCCAAAAGUGUUAAGGUGUAAAGAUUCCAUACAGUUUGUUACGUCUAUGAAACACAAUUUAGAUGUAAUGUGCUCCACAUUCAAGUGCAUUGUCACAGCUCUAAAUGAGACAGAUUGCACUGAAGAAACGGAACUUCCUGAAAACGACAACCCAGAGGAAGAAUGGUGUCCUCCGUCAAAUUCGACUUCAAACAAUCACUUCCAGAUACCAGUUGUACACGAUAAAAGUAAAGGUUUCAAGUCUUAUUUUAAUAUUCAAAGUGUUGCCAAUGAGCAGCAAAAUUAUCAAGCGUUUCAUAAAGACAUUCCCAAUACUAGUAGUCCGAAGAAACCCGAACCUUCAGAGGCAGAAUCAGAGUUUCAAGAAAUGACGGAACAUCCUUUUGAUGUGGAAGAGACAAAUGAAGAAACUGGAAAUUAUUCUGUUGAUGGUUCGUUUAACAGCUCUAAUGGAAUUACAUCAAAAAUGGAGUUCUGUGAUGCUUUGACAAGUUCACUUUGUGCAUACGAUAAUGAAAAUUAUCCAUCUAUUCAGAAUGAAAGCUUGAAAGAAGAAAGUUACAAACCAGCAAUUUUACCAAUGGCUUCUAAUUCUAUUCUCUUCCAAGGCGGUCUUUUCAAAGUUAAAAUAUCAAAUCUCAAACCGAGCGUUAAGUAUGAGGACAUUAAUGGUAUUUUAUCAGAAAUUGGGGUUGAUAAUAACACCGUUGAGGACAUAAUGCUGGUCAAUCAUAGUCAGAAAACUUUUGCUGUCAUUUCAUUUAGUGAUAAUGCGACUAUGAUGAAAGCUUUGUCGUCGAAUAAGAAAAUAAAUCAUCAAGGAAAGGUUAUAACAAUAAAACCAGUAUCACAAAGAUAAUGACAAGAAAAUAAAGAUUUUAACAUACAAAUAACUUUCUAUUCUCAAGAAUCAAAUUUGUAUUAAAAAUUAGUUUAGAAGUUGGAUGUCACGUCAUGUAAAUAUCACAAUGUUGGAUUAGUACUGUUUACAUAUUUUUCAAGAUUCCAGUUAAAUAAACAAUGUAAAAAAAUGUUCAAGUUGUAAAACAAACUUUUCUAAAUAAUUCAUACAAUUAAAUGUCUGUUAAUUUAUAUUUAUGUCAGCGAUCAUUGAUAAAUUCUUGGUGAGAACACUGGAAUAUAAUUGGAUGCGUAGUUUGGAAGUUAAAAAAUAAUUCACACAAUAACUAUAAAAUAAUUCAGAUAGUUAUAAGCAAAGACUGGAUUUUUAUGCAGUUUGAUAUUUCGUCUGCCACCAUAUAUGACCGAGGAAAUCAAUUAUCUAUCUGAAUCAUGUAUUUUGGAAGCUGUUGGUUAAAUUUUGUAGAGCAUAAUUUCGCAUAUUUGAUGAAUAUUGCAUAAAAUUGCAUAUUUGAAGGAUUUUUACGUAAAGUCGAAUUUAUCGCACAAAAUAUUUACAACACUAUAUUGGUUUGUGGAGGAAGCAUAAAAAAGUUCUGUAAAAAAAAAAAGUUGAAAAGUUGGUUUAAUUCGAAGUAAACUGAAAUAGGCCACAACGACGGGAAAAGAAGAUUCUAGAAAUACCGAACAAAGAAUAUAAAUUCUUAGGUCUUACUUCAAUAUUAAAUAUUCUCACAAAUUUUAAAUGACCGUAGGCACUAUUU
Messenger RNA from Cimex lectularius (bed bug), 2441 nucleotides. RefSeq lists its product as uncharacterized. Gene Ontology annotation, molecular function: RNA binding. The record is from RefSeq and is a predicted model, not a curated record. The transcript is spliced from 6 exons. Lineage: Eukaryota; Metazoa; Arthropoda; Insecta; Hemiptera; Cimicidae. Bases 722 to 1675 code for a protein of 317 amino acids.